AUGUCGAAUCUGUUCGAACAUGCGAUCGGACACUUGAGGAAGUACUACACGACACAGCUCGACGUUUGGGUGGCGCAGACAUCUACCGCUCCCUUUGGCUUCAAUUACGUCUCACAAUCGAUUGGCGUGGUGAAUCUCGCCCGCCUGACGGGCGAGGUCAGCCUGCUCCCCGUAGCCCUCCUUUGCUGUCUGUGUUUUGUCGCCAAGGGCCAGCUCAUCGAGGAGGCUUUUCGGAUCGCCCUCAACGCUUUCGAGCCGAUAGUCGCGAAGAAGUGCGCGACUGCGGCCGAGUGCAGGUCCGCGCUCGGUAGGAUGUACAAGAAGUUCAAGGACAGCGUAUCUCCCAUCGCCGCUGUAGACCCGUUUUCGCCGUACCACAAGAUGUUCAAGACCCACGACGUGUGCACGUCCUGCAAGAGCAUGAUACAGGAGCGCGACCUGCACGAGAGGCGCGCGACGUGGGCCCGGCUACCGGAGGUAAUGGGCAUUGGCCCGCUCGCGGACUGGGCCAGAGCCUGA
Molecule: messenger RNA, 519 nt
Organism: Trametes versicolor FP-101664 SS1
Lineage: Eukaryota; Fungi; Basidiomycota; Agaricomycetes; Polyporales; Polyporaceae
Exons: 1
Coding region: 1-519 (172 amino acids)
Source: RefSeq, a predicted model, not a curated record